GCUAAAAAUAUCAAAAUUAAAAAAUGUCAAUACCAAGAAUUAUUUUUGUGGCAUAUAUAUUUUCACUAUCUGAAAUCACUUUAGGAUCUCAACUUGUUACGUAUAUAUUUGGCGAUUCUUUAACAGAUGUUGGGAACAAUAAUUUUCUACAAUAUUCUUUAGCCAAAUCUAAUUAUCCUUGGUAUGGAAUUGAUUAUAGUGGUGGCCAAGCUACUGGAAGAUUCACCAAUGGGAGGACUAUUGGUGAUAUCAUAUCUUCUAAGCUUGGAAUUCCAUCACCACCAGCUUAUUUGUCUGUUUCUCAAAAUGUUGAUGCUCUUCUCAAAGGGGUAAAUUAUGCAUCUGGUGGAGCAGGAAUUCUCAAUGACACUGGUCUUUACUUUAUUCAGAGAUUGACUUUUGAUGAUCAAAUAAACAGUUUCAAGAAAACUAAAGAAGCAAUCACAACAGAAUUAGGUGAAGCAGCUGCAUACAAGCAUUUCAAUGAAGCCAUGUACUUCAUUGGAAUUGGUAGUAAUGACUAUGUCAACAAUUUCUUGCAGCCCUUCUUGGCAGAUGGCCAACAAUAUACUCCUGAUGAGUUUGUAGAACUCUUAAUCUCUACUUUAGAUCAACAACUUAAGAGGCUCUAUCAGCUGGGAGCACAAAAAAUGGUCUUCCAUGGAGUUGGUCCACUGGGUUGUAUCCCAUCACAAAGAGUUAAAUCCAAAAAAGGCCAAUGUCUAAAGCAAGUUAAUGAAUGGAUCCAACAAUUCAACUCUAAAGUUCAGAAGCUAAUCAAAACACUAAACCAAGGCCUUCCAAAUGCAAAACUCAUCUUUGCUGACACUUAUCCUUUAGUUCUUGACUUGAUUGAUAAUCCAUCUACUUAUGGGUUUAAAGUUUCAAAUACAUCUUGUUGCAAUGUAGACACAAGUAUUGGAGGAUUAUGUUUGCCAAACUCAAAGUUAUGCAAAAACAGAAAUGAAUAUGUAUUUUGGGAUGCUUUUCAUCCAUCAGAUGCAGCAAAUGUUAUUCUUGCAGAGAAAUUCUUCUCUAGUCUUUUCUCAUCAGCUCCUUCUGCAGCACCAAGCCCUUCACCCUAAUUUCACAUAAAUCAAUCAAUUUUAUAGUAAUACCAAAGAAAUCAACUUAAUAUAUUUGGACACAAGUUUAGGCACACGUGCAAUUCAAUCACAUUGCAAUUUGUAACUAAUGAAGCCAGCUAUGAAGUUUAACAAUUAUAUGUUAUGUUAACUAAGAGAUAAUGGCAUUAAACUAAUUCAAGUUUUAAUAUGCAGUUUGUAAGUUAUGCUUUUUUUUUAUGAACGUAAAGUUAUGCUUCAAUGUCUUAUAUGUAACGAAAACUAAUUAAUAUAUGGCUUUUUCCAUUUCUUAUUAA
Molecule: messenger RNA, 1381 nt
Organism: Cicer arietinum (chickpea)
Lineage: Eukaryota; Viridiplantae; Streptophyta; Magnoliopsida; Fabales; Fabaceae
Product: GDSL esterase/lipase At5g37690
Molecular function (GO): hydrolase activity, acting on ester bonds
Source: RefSeq, a predicted model, not a curated record